Arabidopsis arenosa is the source of this 667-nucleotide messenger RNA. Lineage: Eukaryota; Viridiplantae; Streptophyta; Magnoliopsida; Brassicales; Brassicaceae. The record is from the annotation of a GenBank genome assembly.
UAGGGAAAAGCAGUUGGUCUAUCCAUAAAAUGUUUCUCGUAGGACAUCCUCGUGGAUCUCCCGGAAUUCGAAGGAAACAUCUAUGUAUUUUUCAUGGUGACUUUCUUGAAGAAGAUUUAUCCAUUGAAGUUAGCAGCGAGUUAUUGUUUGAAUUCCGCAACAUCUCUGAUCUCUACACAUAUGAAGACUGCGAGAUUAUUGAAUGUGGUGUGCGAAUCUUGACGAACGAAGUGGAGGAAAGCAGUGAUGGGAGCACUAAAACUAGAUUAGACCAAGUUUCUGAAGAUGACAACCAUGAUUGGAGCUACGAUUCUGAACUCAGUGAGGUCUUGGAAGAUUCUGAAGGCGACAACAUGGACCAUACUACAGAGGUACUAAUCAGUUGUGACUCGAAAUCAGGCAAGGCAUACGAUGAAGAAGGAAAAGAAGACAAUGUCCAAGGUAAAGAACAUACAAACUGUUGGAGUUGGCUCUUCCUCUGUUUUGAGUAAAAGAGUAAUCAAAUCCCAUUUCUUAAUGUCUUUCCACUCAUUUGUUAAUGGUGUAUUAUAAGAUGACUCCCUUGUAAAUUCGUUUUCAAGUUUCAAACGUUAGGGUUUUUGUAUUCUUAUGUAACUUGUAUUACUCUGUUUUGUUAGACUCUUAAGAAUCAAUAGAUUACCAAUAG